Synchiropus splendidus (mandarinfish) is the source of this 1359-nucleotide messenger RNA. Its product is annotated as prostaglandin E synthase 3-like. Gene Ontology annotation, molecular function: Hsp90 protein binding; prostaglandin-E synthase activity; protein-folding chaperone binding. Gene Ontology annotation, cellular component: nucleus; cytosol. The transcript has 8 exons. The record is from RefSeq and is a predicted model, not a curated record. The coding region runs from base 223 to 690 and encodes 155 amino acids. Gene Ontology annotation, biological process: telomere maintenance via telomerase; prostaglandin biosynthetic process; telomerase holoenzyme complex assembly. Lineage: Eukaryota; Metazoa; Chordata; Actinopteri; Syngnathiformes; Callionymidae.
GGCACGGUCGCUCUCCUGUCUCCCUCCCAAAACCAGCGGCAGUGACCGCCUCUGUCACGCGGGGCCGCCGCCGCCGUCAGAGCGGUCAGAGUCAGAGUAGCCUUUAUUGUCAUUGCAGCAGAUGGUGCUACGGAAUUGAGCGGCACCUCCCGUGUGCAACAGCAUAAUAACAAGAGCUAGGUGGGAAUAAAGUGCAGCGCAGUGUAAACAAAAGAUGCUGACAUGUUCAGGCAGCCGGCGGCAGCCAAGUGGUACGAUAGGCGCGACUCUGUCUUCAUCGAGUUCUGUGUGGAGGACAGCAGAGAUGUGUGCGUGGCUUUUGAGAAGUCCAAGAUCAACUUCAGCUGCAUCACUGGGUCCAAAAACAUCAAGCAGCAGAACUCCUUGGACCUGUUUGGAGACAUUGAUCCAGAAGAGUCCAAGCACAGACACACCCAGAGGUCGGUGGUCUGCUGUUUACGGAAGGCUGAAGCCGGGAGGUCAUGGCCAAGGCUCACCAAGGAAAAGACAAAGUGCAACUGGCUCAGCUUGGACUUCAACAACUGGAAGGACUGGGAGGAGGAGUCGGAAGACGACCUGUCAAGCUUCGACAGAUUCUCAGAGAUUAUGAACACGAUGGGAGGAGACGACCUUCCUGAUCUAGACGAGCCUGAAGGUGCCGACAGUGACGAGGAAAAAGCCUUGGACUAGAGGCUGCGCCUGGAGCCCAGCAAGUCCAAACCAGAGUCCAGACUUCAGCCGCUGGAGAGUCGUGUUUCACCACUGGCUGACGGCUGCUGGAUCCAGGUGCGUGUGUGCCUCGUCUGGUUUCUGCAGACCCUCUUUUAUAUUACCUUUGCUCUCCUCCUUUCCUGUUGUCCAACUGUUUCAUUGACACUCGUGUUCGCUCCUGACCUGCUGGCUUGGCAGCCGCGCACAAUAUCUUUUAAGUCAAUUGGUGAGGAUCCAUAUCCCGGAUUUGACAGUCCUCACUUCUACUGCUCAUGCGAUGUGGUCCUCAAGUGUUUGGGUCUCCAAGUGACGUGUUUCCAACAUGGUGACCCUUCCUGCGGUUCACUGCCCUGCAGUGACUGCUGUCCGCCGCUGGAAGGAGGACCUUCCCAAACAGUCCACUGGCUUCUUGAUGGAAUUCCGGUGAGGGGUUUUGGGAAUGUGGGUCACAACCGCUGCAUCUUGGUGUGGGAAGGACCCGUCUCUCUGGGACACUCUGACGAACUGUGCGGAGCCCUGACCACCGACUGGAGGCCUGGGUGGAACUUCACCGUUCUCUGUGUUCGUUCAAACAGGCUGGUUUGCAUUGAUGUCGCUGUGCGUUUGUCUUCCAUGUUUCUCGUGAAUAAAGUCCCACUUGUCAUCCCA